AUGGCCAUGUGCCUGGCUAUAUAUUCGAACCCCAGCUCCAUUCCUAGCCCCGAGGCCCCCGAGCCUCGACCAGAUCCCAGUGCCGCAGCCUUGGCGGCCGAAUCGCAUAAAGCAAAGGCUCUGGCAGUCAGCAUUCAGGAGUUGGAAGAGCAGCUCCGCAGGGCGGCGAGGCGAGCGUCUCGGUUUGAGGAUGCCUGGAUGAAAGCCCAGGCACGCCAGGAAGCUGAUUUCCAGGCGAAGCUUGCUGUUUUCAGACUGAGAGUCAAUGAGUGUGGCGUAGGACAGCUCUUUUCCAAGGCCGCCCUUGAUUGGCGACGCAAGUACGAGGACCUGAGCAUACUAUACCAGCUGGCCCAAGAAAAUCCGGCCCACGAGAUGAAGGGACGCCCCCGCUGGGCUCCAGUUAAUGCUCAGGCGGCGGUUUUGAAUGAUUGGUGGCGGAAACAAUUUGCCAGUCUCGAGGCCCGGGCGCGUCAGGCUACUGAAGCCAAGGACGCGGAGAUCAACCAUUCCAAUGGCCAGGAGAUGGAGUUCGAGCAUCAGUCCACCGCGGACGGCGGGGCAGCCCGGGCUGACGGCAACGAGCCGGAUGAGGCCGAGGAGACUGAGGAGCAGAAGGCUCCCAGCCCGGGCAGCUACGGAUAA
Molecule: messenger RNA, 645 nt
Organism: Penicillium bovifimosum
Lineage: Eukaryota; Fungi; Ascomycota; Eurotiomycetes; Eurotiales; Aspergillaceae
Exons: 4
Coding region: 1-645 (214 amino acids)
Source: RefSeq, a predicted model, not a curated record